Arabis nemorensis is the source of this 1080-nucleotide messenger RNA. The record is from the annotation of a GenBank genome assembly. Lineage: Eukaryota; Viridiplantae; Streptophyta; Magnoliopsida; Brassicales; Brassicaceae.
AUGGCAAAAGUUGUUGAAAAUAAGGCGUUCGGAUUGGCUGCGAAAGACAAUUCCGGAGUUCUCUCACCUUUUCAUUUCUCUAGAAGGGAGACAGGAGAGAAGGAUGUUAGGCUCAAAGUAUUGUUCUGUGGAAUUUGUCAUAGUGAUUUGCAUAUGAUCAAGAACGAUUGGGGAGUUUCUAUUUACCCUCUCGUCCCUGGGCAUGAGAUUGUGGGAGAGGUGACCGAAGUCGGAGCCAAAGUGACUAAAUUCAAAGCCGGAGACAAAGUGGGAGUUGGGUGCUUGGUCGGCUCGUGCGGGUCAUGUGACAGCUGUGACGAAGGUCUCGAGAACUACUGUCCGAAACUGAUCCAAACGUACGGAUUCAAGUACUACGAUGACACAAUGACCUACGGUGGUUACUCCGACAACAUGGUUUGUGAUGAGGACUUCAUCAUCCGUAUUCCGGAGAAUCUCCCCUUGGACGCUACCGCGCCGCUACUAUGCGCCGGGGUCACGGUCUAUUCCCCCCUUAAGACUCACGGGCUAGACAAGCCCGGUAUGCACAUUGGUGUGGUGGGACUAGGCGGUUUGGGUCAUGUUGGAGUAAAAUUUGCUAAGGCUAUGGGUACUAAGGUUACGGUUAUUAGUACUUCGGAGAGUAAGAGAGACGAGGCGAUUAAUCGGCUUGGUGCGGACGCGUUCUUGGUGAGUCGUGACCCGAAACAAAUUAAGGAUGCAAUGGGGUCUAUGGAUGGUAUACUUGAUACCGUAUCCGCGACUCAUCCGCUUCUUCCGUUGCUCGGUUUGUUGAAGCAAAAGGGAAAACUUGUUAUGCUUGGUGCACCGAAUAAGCCACUCGAGCUCCCAGUGCUGCCUCUAAUCUUCCAGAGGAAGAUGGUUACGGGAAGUAUGAUAGGAGGUAUAAAGGAGACUCAAGAUAUGAUGGAUAUGGCCGGGAAACACAACAUCACGGCGGAUAUUGAGCUUAUCUCGGCGGAUUAUGUCAACACCGCCAUGGAAAGGCUUGAGAAGGCCGACGUUAGGUACCGAUUUGUGAUUGAUGUUGCCAACACAUUGAAGCCUAAUCCUUCGUUAUAA